Messenger RNA from Thlaspi arvense, 1059 nucleotides. The record is from the annotation of a GenBank genome assembly. NCBI's taxonomy places the organism in Eukaryota, Viridiplantae, Streptophyta, Magnoliopsida, Brassicales, Brassicaceae.
AUGGUCAUGCCUGGGGGCACGGAAAGUGUAUUAGGUAUGUCGGUAGAUAUGUGCGACAUUGCCGAAGAGAUUUAUAUAAGUGAGAAAGCAUUUGAAAAUAUGAGGAAUCUUUUAUACAUAAGAUUCUUCAGGAAAGAAGGUCUAAGUUAUCUGCCACAGCUAAGGCUAUUGCAAUGUGAUGCGUAUCCGCACAUGUUCUUGCCUUCUCGCUUCCGAACGGAAUGUCUCGUGGAACUCGACAUGUCUCAUAGCAAGCUUAAGACCCUAUGGGGAGACAAUGCUCAGACUAAGGUGAGGAGAUUGGUUAAUAUUCCUUAUAUUUUAGACGCGCUAUGUUUGAGAGGUAAUACUCAACUAGUGGUUAUUACAAACUACCUCAUACGACUACGUCGCCUACGCAUGAUCGACAUCUCCUUUUGCGUAAAUAUCGUAUGGCUACCGAAGUUUCCGUGCUCAGUACGGCAUAUAACAGCUUUGAACUGUGAAUCACUUCAAACAUUACAUGGCCCCUUUCGUAACCCUAGCAUUCGCCUCAACUUCACUAAUUGCUUGAAGCUAGAUCACAACGCACAAGAAGAGAUCCACCAAUCUGUUUAUGGUGUUGCCAUCUUACCAGGAGGACAAGUUCCCGCAUACUUCACUCACCGACAUAGCGGACCAUCGGUGAUGGUGUUUUCAAAUUCGAUGGAUCUGUCAAGUUUCUCAAGCUUUAAACGGGGAAUAGGUUCAAAGGCUGUGACACAUCUUUCUACACAAGCUUACGUGGUGAUCCCAUCAAGACGUAUUACACAGUUAUGUCGAAUCAGCCGGAGCUUAGAGUGGAUCAUAUUUGCAUGUUUGAGUGUGUUUUUGCCACCUGACUACGAUGGUGCAGUUGCAACGCAUUUGGGGGCUCGUCGUAGUACGACCAGGUUGAUGAAGUUUGACUUCAAUUGUCAUGGUUGCGAAGUUGUGGAGUGUGGUGUACUAUUCUUGGAGGCUCGUCAAUCUCCGGUCCCUGAAAAAAGAGUUGGGCCUAGUUCCAAAUGUCCAACGCCUGCCAAAAGAUUCAGGGCACAA